UUAAAGAAUAUUAAAUAAUUACUUUGGAAAUUUAGUUCCCCACGUCGCGGAUUUUAUUUAGAAGGAAAAACAAAAGUUUCUGUCUCCCGAGGUCUGUCCAGGUCCAGGACUCAGGGUUUAUCGCCUCUUUUUUAGCUCACCCGUUGCCUCUUCGAAAGGAAACUUUGCCGAGGAGGACAAGAGUCUCUCUUUUCCACGCCUCUGCGAACUGGAGGGGGGUCGGUGGCAGAAAUUCUGAUAAAAACAGGCUUUUUUGGCUCCUAAGAAACACAAAAUGAGCGGGGAGAAGGGACCUUUCUGCCGUGCAGCGGGGCGGGCUCUGCAACGCACCAAUCACCGCUCGGCUCCGCUCUAUAAAUACGAGGCCGCUGAGUAGCUCCAGGCCCAGUGGUUUCUCGUGGAUCGUGGACGAGCCUGACGCGAUGUCGGAGACCGCGCCUGUUGCCGCUCCCGCGGUCUCUGCUCCCGGCGCCAAGGCCGCCGCCAAGAAGCCGAAAAAAGCAGCUGCCGGCUCUAAAGCCCGCAAGCCCGCGGGGCCCAGCGUCACCGAGCUCAUCACCAAGGCCGUGUCCGCCUCCAAGGAGCGCAAGGGGCUCUCCCUCGCCGCGCUCAAGAAGGCGCUGGCUGCCGGCGGCUACGAUGUGGAGAAGAACAACAGCCGCAUCAAGCUGGGGCUCAAGAGCCUCGUCAGCAAAGGCACCCUGGUGCAGACCAAGGGCACCGGCGCCUCCGGGUCAUUCAAGCUGAAUAAGAAACCGGGUGAGACAAAAGAAAAGGCAACCAAGAAAAAGCCGGCAGCCAAGCCCAAGAAGCCGGCGGCCAAGAAGCCAGCCAGCGCCGCCAAGAAGCCCAAGAAAGCAGCGGCUGUGAAAAAGAGCCCUAAGAAGGCUAAAAAGCCGGCGGCUGCGGCGGCCAAGAAAGCAGCCAAGAGCCCCAAGAAAGCCGCAAAGCCAGGCCGCCCCAAGAAGGCAGCAAAGAGCCCGGCCAAGGCAAAAACGGUGAAGCCCAAAGCAGCCAAGCCUAAGGCAGCCAAGCCCAAAGCAGCCAAGGCGAAGAAGGCGGCGCCUAAAAAGAAGUAAGGUGACAGAAGAAAUUAGGAGUCCACUCAUUGAAAUAAACCCAAAGGCUCUUUUAAGAGCCACCCACUCACUCUCAAAAAGAGCUGGAACACUACGGUAAAUCACGGCAGCUAAAUCUUCUAAAGGUUUAGCAGGAGUUUAUACGGAAUAAAGAUUUAAGAUUUUUGGUACGUGCACGUUCGGUACAGCCUCCGUGGGAGACCCGGACUUCCCUAAACAGGAAGUGUGUCCCUACACUUCGGGG
This is a messenger RNA of Lepidothrix coronata (blue-crowned manakin), 1323 nucleotides long. Its product is annotated as histone H1. Gene Ontology annotation, biological process: nucleosome assembly. Gene Ontology annotation, cellular component: nucleosome. Bases 423 to 1079 code for a protein of 218 amino acids. The record is from RefSeq and is a predicted model, not a curated record. Gene Ontology annotation, molecular function: DNA binding; structural constituent of chromatin. NCBI's taxonomy places the organism in Eukaryota, Metazoa, Chordata, Aves, Passeriformes, Pipridae. The transcript has a single exon.